Messenger RNA from Saccostrea cuccullata (small rock oyster), 5711 nucleotides. RefSeq names its product serine/threonine-protein phosphatase 6 regulatory ankyrin repeat subunit B-like. The coding region runs from base 67 to 5676 and encodes 1869 amino acids. NCBI's taxonomy places the organism in Eukaryota, Metazoa, Mollusca, Bivalvia, Ostreida, Ostreidae. Gene Ontology annotation, molecular function: protein binding. The record is from RefSeq and is a predicted model, not a curated record. The transcript has a single exon.
CAGGAACACACAGAAUUUGAUGGAAAUAAUCUUUUGUAUUGGGCAGCUUUCAGUGGGAAUAUAGAUAUGUUUGAAUAUAUGCUUAACCUCUUUGAGAAUGAAAAUAUAUUACAUAUAUCAAGUGACAAUAAACCAAAGGGAUAUAAAACAGAUAAUACAGGUCGUUCUAUCCUGCACAAUGCAUGCAAAAAUGGCCAUUUUGAUAUGAGUGAAUAUCUGUUGAGCAGAUACCCAGAAUUACUGGAUGUCUGUGACAAUGAUGGUAAAAAUAUUCUCCAUUACACAGCCCUAGGUGGCAACAUAGAUCUUUUUAAGUACUUAGUUGAGAAUUAUCCUCAUCUUUUAGACGUCAAAGACAAAUCUAGUAAUACAGUGUUGCAUGUUGCAGCCUGGGGAGGCAAUGUUCAAAUAGUAAAACUAUUGAUUGAGAAAAAUAUGGACAUCAAUGCCCUACAGGAAGGUGGUGAAACAGUUUUACAUCAGUGCUGUCGUUCUGGUAAAAUGGAGAUGUGUGAACAUUUGGUCAAUCAUUUUCCAGAGUUAUUGGAGAUAAAGGACUCUAAGGGGUGGACAGUGUUACAUUCAGCUUGUAGUGGAGGAAGUGUUGAAAUUGUUUCUUUUCUUUUAGAAAAAGGACUGGAUUUCAAUGCCCAGUCAAAUGAUGGUAAAACUCUCUUGCAUAUAGCAUGUCUCAAUGGGAAGUUUGAAGUUUGUGUGUACUUAGUUGAGAAUUAUCCCGAUCUAUUAGAUUUAAAAGAUAAAUCUAGUAACACAGUGCUGCACGAUGCAGCCUGGGGAGGCAAUGUUCAAAUAGUAAAACUAUUGAUUGAAAUAAAGAUGGACAUAAAAGGCCUACAUGGAGGUGGUGAAACAAUUUUACAUCUUUGCUGUCGUUCUAGUAAAAUGGAGAUGUGUCAACAUUUGGUCAAUCAUUUUCCAGAUUUAUUGGAGAUAAGGGACAAUGACGGAUGGACAGCGUUACAUUCAGCUUGCGGUGGAGGAAGUGUAGAAAUUGUUUCUUUUCUUAUAGAAAAAGGAAUGGAUUUCAAUGCCUUGUCAAAUGAUGGUAAAACUAUCUUGCAUGUAGCUUGUCUCAAUGGGAAGUUUGAAGUUUGUGUGUACUUAGUUGAGAAUUAUCCCGAUCUAUUAGACAUAAAAGAUAAAUCUAGUAACAAAAUGUUGCACGAUGCAGCCUGGGGAGGCAAUGUUCAAAUAGUAAAACUAUUGAUUGAAAAAAAGAUGGACAUCAAUGCCCUACAGGAAGGUGGUGAAACAAUUUUACAUCAGUGCUGUCGUUCUAGUAAAAUGGAGAUGUGUGAGUAUUUGGUCAAUCAUUUUCCAGAUUUAUUGGAGAUAAGAGACAAUGACGGAUGGACAGCGUUACAUUCAGCUUGCAGGGGAGGAAGUGUUGAAAUUGUUUCUUUUCUUAUAGAAAAAGGGAUGGAUUUCAAUGCCUUGUCAAAUGAUGGUAAAACUAUCUUGCAUGUAGCUUGUCUCAAUGGGAAGUUUGAAGUUUGUGUGUACUUAGUUGAGAAUUAUCCCGAUCUAUUAGACUUAAAAGAUAGAUCUGGUAACUCAGUGUUGCAUGAUGCAGCCUGGGGAGGCAAUGUUCAAAUAGUAAACCUGUUGAUUGAAAAAAAGAUGGACAUCAAAGUCCUACAGGAAGGUGGUGAAACAAUUUUACAUCAGUGCUGUCGUUCUGGUAAAAUGGAGAUGUGUCAACAUUUGGUCAAUCAUUUUCCAGAUUUAUUGGAGAUAAGGGACACUAAGGGGUGGACAGCGUUACAUUCAGCUUGCAGGGGAGGAAGUGUUGAAAUUGUUUCCUUUCUUUGCGGAAAAGGGAUGGAUUUCAAUGCCUUGUCAAAUGAUGGUAAAACUAUCUUGCAUGUAGCUUGUCUCAAUGGGAAGUUUGAAAUUUGUGUGUACUUAGUUGAGAAUUAUCCCCAUCUAUUAGAUGUCAAAGACAAAUCUAGUAAUACAGUGUUGCAUGAUGCAGCCUGGGAAGGCAAUGUUCAAAUAGUAAAACUAUUGAUUGAGAAAAAGAUGGACAUCAAUGCCCUACAGGAAGGUGGUGAAACAAUUUUACAUCUGUGCUGUCGUUCUAGUAAAAUGGAGAUGUGUGAGUAUUUGGUCAAUCAUUUUCCAGAUUUAUUGGAGAUAAGGGACCCUAAGGGGUGGACAGUGUUACAUUCAGCUUGCACGGGGGGAAGUGUUGAAAUUGUUUCUUUUCUAAUAGAAAAAGGGAUGGAUUUCAAUGCCUUGUCAAAUGGUGGUAAAACUAUCUUGCAUGUAGCUUGUCUCAAUGGGAAGUUUGAAGUUUGUGUGUACUUAGUUGAGAAUUAUCCCGAUCUAUUAGACGUCAAAGAUAAGUCUAGUAAUACAGUGUUGCAUGCUGCAGCCUGGGGAGGCAAUGUUCAAAUAGUAAAAUUAUUGAUUGAGAAAAAGAUGGACAUCAAUGUCCUACAGGAAGGUGGUGAAACAAUUUUACAUCAGUGCUGUCGUUCUGGUAAAAUGGAGAUGUGUCAACAUUUGGUCAAUCAUUUUCCAGAUUUAUUGGAGAUAAGAGACAGUUACGGUUGGAGAGCGUUACAUUCAGCUUGCAGGGGAGGACGUGUUGAAAUUGUUUCCUUUCUUUGCGGAAAAGGGAUGGAUUUCAAUGCCUUGUCAAAUGAUGGUAAAACUAUCUUGCAUGUAGCUUGUCUGAAUGGGAAGUUUGAAAUUUGUGUGUACUUAGUUGAGAAUUAUCCCGAUCUAUUAGACUUUAAAGAUAAAUCUAGUGAGACAGUGUUGCAUGAUGCAGCCUGGGGAGGCAAUGUUCAAAUAGUAAAACUAUUGAUUGAGAAAAAGAUGGACAUCAAUUCCCUACAUGGAGGUGGUGAAACAAUUUUACAUCUUUGCUGUCGUUCUGGGAAAAUGGAAAUGUGUGAACAUUUGGUCAAUCAUUUUCCAGAUUUAUUGGAGAUAAGGGACAAUGACGGAUGGACAGCGUUACAUUCAGCUUGCAGGGGAGGAAGUGUUGAAAUUGUUUCUUUUCUUAUAAAAAAAGGGAUGGAUUUCAAUGCCUUGUCAGAUGAUGGUAAAACUAUCUUGCAUGUAGCUUGUCUCAAUAGGAAGUUUGAAGUUUGUGUGUACUUAGUUGAGAAUUAUCCCGAUCUAUUAGACUUAAAAGAUAAAUCUAGUGAGACAGUGUUGCAUUAUGCAGCCUGGGGAGGCAAUGUUCAAAUAGUAAAACUAUUGAUUGAGAAAAAGAUGGACAUCAAUUCCCUACAUGGAGGUGGUGAAACAAUUUUACAUCUUUGCUGUCGUUCUAGUAAAAUGGAGAUGUGUCAACAUUUGGUCAAUCAUUUUCCAGAUUUAUUGGAGAUAAGGGACAAUGACGGGUGGACAGCGUUACAUUCAGCUUGCAGGGGAGGAAGUGUUGAAAUUGUUUCUUUUCUUAUAGAAAAAGGGAUGGAUUUCAAUGCCUUGUCAAAUGAUGGUAAAACUAUCUUGCAUGUAGCUUGUCUCAAUGGGAAGUUUGAAGUUUGUGUGUACUUAGUUGAGAAUUAUCCCCAUCUGUUAUAUGUCAAAGACAAAUCUAGUCACUCAGUGUUGCAUGAUGCAGCCUGGGGAGGCAAUGUUCAAAUAGUAAAACUAUUGAUUGAGAAAAAGAUGGACAUCAAUUCUGUACAGGGAGGUGGUGAAACAAUUUUACAUCAAUGCUGUCGUUCUGGUAAAAUGGAGAUGUGUGAACAUUUGGUCAAUCAUUUUCCAGAGUUAUUGGAGAUAAGGGACAAUAACGGAUGGACAGCGUUACAUUCAGCUUGUUGGGGAGGAAGUGAAAAUAUUGUAUCUUUUCUUAUAGAAAAAGGAAUGGACGUUAAUACCUUGUCAAAUGAUGGUAAAAAUAUUCUGCAUAGAGCUUGUCUCAAUGGGAAGUUUGAAGUUUGUGUGUACUUAGUUGAGAAUUAUCCCCAUCUAUUAAAUAUAAGGGACAAAUCUAGUGAGACAGUGUUGCAUGAUGCAGCCUGGGGAGGCAAUGUUCAAAUAGUAAAACUAUUGAUUGAGAAAAAGAUGGACAUCAAUUCCCUACAUGGAGGUGGUGAAACAAUUUUACAUCUUUGCUGUCUUUCUGGUAAAAUGGAGAUGUGUCAACAUUUGGUCAAUCAUUUUCCAGAUUUAUUGGAGAUAAGGGACAUUAGAGGAUGGACAGUGUUACAUUCAGCUUGGAGGGGAGGGAGUUUUGAAAUUGUUUCUCUUCUUAUAGAAAAAGGGAUGGAUUUCAAUGCCUUGUCAAAUGAUGGUAAAACUAUCUUGCAUAUAGCUUGUCUCAAUGGGAAGUUUGAAGUUUGUGAGUACUUAGUUGAGAAUUAUCCCCAUCUAUUAUAUGUCAUAGACAAAUGUAGAAACACAGUGUUGCAUGACGCGGCUUGGGGAGGGAAUGUUCAAAUAGUAAAACUACUGAUUGAGAAAAAAAUGGACAUCUAUUCUGUACAGGGAGGUGGUGAAACAAUUUUACAUCAAUGCUGUCGUUCUGGUAAAAAAGAGAUGUUUGAGUAUUUGGUAAAACAUUUUUCAGAUUUAUUGGAGAUAAGGUACAAUAAGGGAUGGACAGUGUUACAUUCAUCCUGUUAUGGAGGAAAUGUAGAAAUUGUGAUUUUUCUGAUAGAAAAUGGAGUGGACCUAAAUGCCGUGUCAAAUGAUGGCAAAAGUAUUCUGCAUAGAGCUUGUCUCAAUGGGAAAUUUGAAGUUUGUGAGUACUUAGUUGAGAAUUAUCCCCGUCUGUUAGAUAUCAAAGACAAAUUUAGUAAUACAGUGUUGCAUGAUGCAGCCUGGGGAGGCAAUGUUCAAAUAGUAAAACUACUGAUUGAGAAAAAGAUGGUCAUCAGUGACCUACAGGAAGGUGGAAACAAUUGUGAAACAAUUUUACAUCGAUGCUGUUGUUCUGGUAAAAAGGAGAUGUGUGAGUAUUUGGUCAGUCAUUUUCCAGACUUACUGCAGAUAAGGAACAAUGACGGAUGGACAGUGUUACAUUCAGCUUGUUGUAGUGGAAUUGUUGAAAUUGUGUCUUUCCUAUUUAAUAAAGGAUUAGACAUCAAUGCUUUGUCAAAUGAUAGUAAAAGUAUUCUUCAUAGAGCUUGUCUCAAAGGGAAAUUUGAAAUUUGUGAGUACUUAGUGAAGAAUCAUCCCCAUCUAUUAAAUAUUAGGGACAAAUCUAGUAACUCAGUGUUGCAUGAUGCAGCACAGGGAGGCAAUGUUCAAAUAGUAGAAUUAUUAAUUGAGAAAAAAAUGAACAUUUUUACCCGACAGGAAGACGGUGAAACUAUUUUACAUCAAUGCUGUCGCUCUGGUAAAAUAGAGAUGUGUGAGUUUCUGGUCAAUAAGUUUUCAGAGUUAAUAAAGAUCAGGGACAAUAAAGGAUGGACAGUGUUACAUUCAGCUUGUAGUUGUGGAAGUUUAGAUAUAGUUUGUUUUCUAUUGAAAAAAGGAUUGGACAUCAAUGUUUUGUCAAAUGUUGGUGAAAGUAUAUUGCAUAUUGCUUGUCUAAAUGGUAAACAUGAUGUUUGUAGGUUUUUAUCAACAAAUCACCAAGACUUGUUAGCAGUAAAAGAUAAUCGAGGUAAAUCAGUGAUAGAUAUUGCCGCUGAACAAGGUGACAUAGACCUGAUUCAUAUUUUGAGAGAACGCCGCUAUUAGGAACCUUCUUAAUUCUUCAUCAAUAUUCUGUAUUU